This is a messenger RNA of Plasmodium inui San Antonio 1, 249 nucleotides long. RefSeq lists its product as hypothetical. The record is from RefSeq and is a predicted model, not a curated record. Bases 1 to 249 code for a protein of 82 amino acids. The transcript is spliced from 2 exons. NCBI's taxonomy places the organism in Eukaryota, Apicomplexa, Aconoidasida, Haemosporida, Plasmodiidae.
AUGAAAAGUAUAAAGAUCAACAUCAUGGGAGAAUAUUCAGGAGAGUCAAUAUACACGGGGGAUAAUGAACUGAACAAGGACAAAGACAGAACCACUGGAGAAGAGAGAAAUACUCCAACAGAUAUAAAACUGGGACAGAGUGGAAAACAAGUUGAGUCCAACCAUCUGGGAGCAGGGGCGGAAGAUAGAAUAGUUAGGAUUAUAUAUUAUGAAAAAAUGAGAACCCAACGAGCCGUCCUCAAAGGAUAA